GUCUCAUCUCUAAUGUAACUACCUUCUGCUUCAUCCUGCAACUGCAAAUAAUCUGUGAAUAACAAUGUCAAGAGGAGAAAUCGUCGUUCUUUUUCUGUCAGUACUGUUUGAGACGUCGUUGCAUCAAUGCAACACUCCGACGGGCUGCAUCAGAGAGAACCAGGAAAUCUUCGGUUCAUCUACCACAGAAAUUCCUCAAAUGCUGAGAGCAGGUGUGACAGAGGUUUUUUUUGUGGAAAGCCCCGUGGAAACAAUACCUAAAGCAGCCUUUGCUAAAAACCCGCAGCUUGAAAAGGUGGAAUUCAUGUAUACUCCAACAUCAACUAUUGAGCCAGGAGCUUUUGAAGGUUUGGGGUCCCUCAAGCACGUUGAGAUCUCCAACACUCCAUUAAUGUUAAUCCCAAUUGGAGUCUUCAAAGACCUCAGCAACCUGGAGAGUAUCAUACUGAAGUCUAACAGGCUACGUCGUUUGGAGAGAGGCUUGUUUGACGGCCUUAAAAAAGUAAGGGAUCUCCAGCUACAUAUGAACGAGAUCGCAUUGAUUGAAGAUGGGACAUUUGAAGGUCUUGAGAACCUUGAGUCUCUCCAUUUGGCUAAAAACAACAUUUCCACUGUAUCUACCAGUUUGUUCUCAAACCUUAACAAACUGCAGGUACUACGUCUUUAUGAGAAUCAGCUUACCACCAUUCCUGAGGACAUCUUUCAGAGUUUACCAAACUUGACGGAAAUCGCCUUGCAGGGCAACAAAAUAGCAGAAUUAUCACCAGAUUUGUUUCCACAUAAAGACAAACUAAAGAAGAUCCUUUUGGACAAUAACCUUCUCACCAGUUUACCUGAUGAAUAUUUUGUUGGCUUCCCUCAGCUUAAAACUCUGACCCUGCAGAAGAAUAAACUGACAAGUCUCCCACCAGUUCUUUUUGGGAAAAUGCCUAAACUGCUUCAGCUAAGCCUCAGUCAAAAUGAUCUCAGCACCCUUCCUCCAGGAAUAUUUAGCGCCCUUAACAAAGUUAAGAAGCUCGACUUGUCUAAUAAUCAUUUUGCCUCCUUGUCUCCCGAGUACUUUGAAGGCCCAGAGAAGCUCACAGAGCUGAACCUCCAGAAUAACAAGAUAAAGUCACUGGAUGCAGAUGUGUUUGAAAAGCUUCAGUCACUGGUCACACUAAAGCUCGAUCAUAACGACCUGCAGACGCUCCCUGAGGAUAUUUUUGAGCCUUUAAUAAAGCUAAGGAGGCUUUACCUCAGUGAAAACCCUUGGCACUGUGAUUGUAAUCUGAUUUUUUUUCACCUCUGGAUAAAAGCAAACUCUGACAAGCUUGCAUCACCUGUUGUCUGUGAGUAUCCAGAAUAUUUAAAGGGGCAGAAAAUCCAAUCCUUGACAGAAGAUCAAUUCAUUUGCCCCACCCUUCCCCCCACAACUACCCGCCCCACCACCACCACAGCAACUCCCACAACAACAACACGACCAACCACACCUACAACCACAACACCAACCAAUCCCACGGACUGCCCCAAAGACAUCCAGGAAGUCUUCAUGUCAGCUACUACUGAAAUUCCUCAAAUGCUGAGAGCAGGUGUGACAGAGGUUUUUUUUGUGGAAAGCCAGGCGGAAACAAUACCUAAAGCAGCCUUUGCUAAAAACCCGGAGCUUGAAAAGGUGGUGUUCAUGUACACUCCAACAUCAGCUAUUGAGCCAGGAGCUUUUGAAGGUUUGGGGUCCCUCAAGCACGUUGAGAUCUCCAACACUCCAUUAAUGUUAAUCCCAGUUGGAGUCUUCAAAGACCUCAGCAACCUGGAGAGUAUCAUACUGAAGUCUAACAGGCUACGUCGUUUGGAGAGAGGCUUGUUUGUCGGCCUUAAAAAAGUAAGGGAGUUCCAGCUACAUGGGAACGAGAUCGCAACGAUUGAAGAUGGGACGUUUGAAGGUCUUGAUAACCUUGUGUAUCUCCAAUUAGCUAAAAACAACAUUUACACUGUAUCUGCCUGUUUGUUUUCCCACCUUAACAAACUGCAGGUACUGGGUCUUUAUGAGAAUCAGCUAACCACCAUUCCUGAGGACAUUUUUCAGACUUUACCAAACUUGAUUGAAAUCGCCUUGCAGGGCAACAUAAUAGCCGAAUUAUCACCAAAUCUGUUUCCACAUAAAGACAAACUAAAGAAGAUCACUUUGGACAAUAACCACCUCACCAGUUUACCUGAAGAAUAUUUUGUUGGCUUCCCUCAUCUUAAAACUCUGACCCUGUGGAAGAAUAAACUGACAAGUCUCCCACCAGUUCUUUUUGGGAAAAUGCCCAAUCUGACUGAAUUAAGCCUCAGUCAAAAUUAUCUCAGCACCCUCCCUCCAGGAAUAUUUAGCGCCCUGAACAAAGUCAAGAAGCUUGACUUGUCUAAGAAUAAUUUUUCCUCCUUGUCUCCCGAGUACUUUGAAGGCCCAGAGGAGCUCAUGGAGCUGAACCUACAGAAUAACAAGAUAAAGUCGCUGGAUGCAGAUGUGUUUGAAAAGCUUCAGUCACUGGUCACACUAAAGCUCGAUCAUAACGACCUGCAGACGCUCCCUGAGGAUGUUUUUGAGCCUCUUAUAAACAUAAGCAGGCUUUACCUCAGUGAAAACCCUUGGCACUGUGAUUGUAAUCUGAUUUCUUUUCACCUCUGGAUAAAAGCAAACUCUGACAAGCUUGCAUCACCUGUUGUCUGUGAGUAUCCAGAACAUUUAAAGCAGCAGGAAAUCCAAUCCUUGACAGAAGAUCAAUUAAUUUGCCCCACCCUUCCCCCCACUACUUACCGCCCCACCACCACCACACCGACAACAACUCCCACAACCACAACACGACCAACUACACCUCCGACCACAGAAGCAACAACAAUAAUACCAGCACACCCACAGCUGCGUGUGCUGGAGGAAGAACAAGAGAGGCAGAGGAAAUAUAGGCUGCAGAAAUAAGAACUCUGUGCUGUAGACCACCCAGCAUCAAUGACACAGGAACAUUUAAAGCCAAGGGAAACUGCUCGCUGAUUACUGAGGUCAUCCCACAAAACGUUGAGCAUAGCGAUGAUUUUAGAGCCUCCAAGUCAUAGAAAGAACUGCAACAGCUCAUUCUUCUUCGGCUAGAACAAACAAGGAAAUGGAUUUUCUUUUGAGUUAGUUAGCAUACCGCUUUGUCCUGUGUGCUCUAAAACGUGAUCUGUCAUCUUACACACUAUAUGUAAAAAACUAUUUUGUGGGAAAGUGGGAUUAUUUGGUGAGUGUGAAGUGAAAUGCAGAUAAAUAGUAACCUUCUUUAAAAAAAAUGUUUAGACAGAACUGAGUACUCUCUUCAAUGGUCUGUCAUUAUUUCAUUAAUUAUUGCAGUUUGAAUUUUUGUGCUAACAAUACAUUCCAGCAACAAUUGUAAUCGUUGAAUGAGUAUCCAUGCUAAAUCAUAGUUGAAUUGUUCAUCCAUUGUAAGACAAUCAAAGCAACAUGUUACUUUGCAAUGAAUAAAUGCACUGCUUUUAGAAGAA
This is a messenger RNA of Limanda limanda (common dab), 3498 nucleotides long. RefSeq names its product leucine-rich repeat-containing protein 15-like. The record is from RefSeq and is a predicted model, not a curated record. The transcript is spliced from 2 exons. Gene Ontology annotation, molecular function: protein binding. Gene Ontology annotation, cellular component: extracellular matrix. Bases 65 to 2938 code for a protein of 957 amino acids. NCBI's taxonomy places the organism in Eukaryota, Metazoa, Chordata, Actinopteri, Pleuronectiformes, Pleuronectidae.